UCGCUCAGGUAAGUCGUCUGGCCAGCUCAUGCAGCCUUGCGUCAAAAGCGCACGUCCAGAGCUCCGCACACGCGCGCAACACGCAUCCCUCCUCACCUCCAUCAUUUCUUAUUACAGUUAUUAUUAUUAUUAUUGAUAUUAUCAUCAGCAGCAUCCGUGAAUAUGUCACGCGAAGUCCGAGCAUCCUCUCUGAGCGCGGAGGCGCGUCUGGGUCAUGCGCGCAGCCCGUUGCGGUUCAGUGCGCCUUUUAACGGCACCGGAGACGCAAUGCAUCCCGGAGAGGAGAAGGAGACGAUGCGCGGGCUGAACGAGCGCCUGGCGGAUUACCUGUGCCAGGUGAGACUGCUGGAGGAAGCCAACAGUAGACUGGAGGCGCAGAUUAAGGAGGUUUUAACGGAGAAGCGCGCCGCCGGACAGAGAGACUGGAGCGGCUAUGAGAGGACCAUCUCCACCCUGAAAGACCAGAUAAAAGAAAUGAUAAUGGAUAACGCUCGCAUCCUGCUACAGCUCGAUAACGGCAAACUGGCUGCUGAUGACUUUAAAGUCAAGUUUGAAGCAGAGUUUGCUGUUCGCGGUGCAGUUGAAGAGGACAUCACAAAGCUCCGAAAGAUGAUCGAUGACACGCACAUAAGCAGCAUGCAGCUGGAGAGUCACAUCGAAAUUCUGACCGAGGAGCUCAUCUACCUGAAAAAGAAUCAUGAAGAGGAUGUUGCUAGCAUAAAAGGGCAGAUCAAGAACUCCAGCGUGGACGUGCAGAUGGAGGCAGCGAAGGGCCAAGACCUCAGUGAGACAAUCGACAACAUCCGGAAGCAAUAUGACAAAGCGGUGCAAAAGAACCGGGAGGAGACGGAGGCCUGGUACCAAAACAAGUUUGAAAACAUCUCAGCGGAGGUGAGCAGGAACACCGAUGCUCUCCAGCAGGGAAAGAGCGAGCUGAACGAGCUGCGCAGACAGAAACAAGGGCUGGAGAUUGAACUUCAGGGCAUGCACAGCAUGAAACACUCUCUGGAGGACACUCUGAAUGAGACGUUGGGACGCUACUCUCAAAAUGUAAACAGUCACAACAGAGUUAUCCAGCAGCUUGAGGUGGAGCUCGCAGAUGUCCACGCCCAGGUGAUGAGGCAGGGGGCAGAGUACCAGGCUCUGCUUAACAUCAAGAGUAAAUUGGAGGAAGAGAUCGCCACCUAUCAUGGCCUUCUGGAGGGCAUAGGGCUGCCCUCCAACUACAUGGGCGAUUCCGAAUUAGAUGAAGAUGGCGAUUUUAGAGGCAUGGGAGCACGAGAAGAGCUCGACAUCAAGGAUGUUGUUCCACCAGAAGAUGGUGAUGUGAACGAUAAAGGAACAUUUGAAGAUGGUAACGUUGGAGGCAACGGUGGAUUUGACGAAAGUGUGGAGUUUUCAUUAGAGCAGGCUCUCAAUGCAGCGCCGCGUAUCCUGAAUCCUGACCCGACACUCAAUAACAAGAUUGUUGAAGAACAGAUAGUUUCUGAGAAGGACCUGGAACUGAACGCUGCCAACACUGCCAUGAACAAGCAGCAUGAUCAAGAAGAAGAUGGACGAGAAAUUAAAGAAGACCAGGUCAUCCUCGGGGAAAUGGUGAAGAGGAGACCAUAA
Silurus meridionalis is the source of this 1614-nucleotide messenger RNA. RefSeq lists its product as uncharacterized. The record is from RefSeq and is a predicted model, not a curated record. NCBI's taxonomy places the organism in Eukaryota, Metazoa, Chordata, Actinopteri, Siluriformes, Siluridae. The transcript is spliced from 8 exons. Bases 163 to 1614 code for a protein of 483 amino acids. Gene Ontology annotation, molecular function: structural molecule activity.